AUGAACCCCAAGCUUGUUGUUGCCGUGAAGAAGGCUGCACGCUUCUCGCCCUCGGGUCAACGCCUGUUUUCCUCUGGCAAGGAUAUUCGAUUUGGCGUUGAGGGUCGAGCAGCAAUGCUCAAGGGCGCUGAUCAGUUGGCUAAUGCUGUUCAAGUGACUUUAGGUCCUAAAGGUCGAAACGUGGUCAUUGAUCAAUCGUACGGCGCUCCCAAGAUCACCAAGGACGGUGUUACUGUUGCUCGUAGUGUUGAAUUCAAGGACAAAUUCGAGAACAUGGGUGCACAGCUUGUUCGUUCCGUGGCCAGCAGUACAAAUGACGCAGCUGGUGAUGGAACCACGUCAGCUACCGUUUUAACACGUGCCAUUUUUAGUGAAGGCUGCAAGUCGGUGGCUGCCGGUAUGAACCCGACGGACUUGCGACGAGGCAUUCAAAUGGCAGUCGAUCAUGUUGUUGACGGUUUGCAAAAACUCUCGAUGGAUGUAGCUGACAAGGAAAAAGUGGCACAGGUAGCCACUAUAUCAGCCAAUUCGGAAGCUGAAAUUGGUAAUCUCAUUAGUGAUGCUAUGGAACGUGUGGGCAAAGAAGGUGUAAUUACAGUACAAGAUGGUAAGACGUUGUACAAUGAGUUGGAAGUGGUUGAGGGUAUGAAAUUUGAUCGUGGAUUCAUCUCGCCGUAUUUUGUCACGGAUAAUAAAACACAGUCGUGUGAAAUGGAAAAUCCGUACAUUUUAUUGGUCGAGAAGAAGGUCUCGAGUUUACAGGCCAUCAUUCCCAUGUUAGAAACCGUUGUGAAGCAACAGCGUCCAUUGCUUAUUAUUGCCGAAGAUGUCGAAAGUGAGGCUUUGGCUGCUCUUGUUAUCAACAAAAUUCGUGGUGGUGUCAAGGUGUGUGCGGUAAAGGCUCCUGGAUUCGGUGACAAUCGCAAAGCAAGUCUGCAGGAUAUGGCUGUGCUCACAGGCGCUACUGUCAUUUCAGAAGACUUAGGCCACCGUCUUGAGACGGCCACUCCAGAGAUGUUGGGCAGCGCCAAAAAGGUUACUGUCACCAAAGAUGACACUUUAAUGCUUGACGGAGCUGGAUCUCCUGAAGCGGUGGAAGAGCGUGGCAAUUUAUUGCGUGCAUCGAUUGAAAGCACCACAUCCGAGUACGAAAAGGAAAAACUGCAAGAACGUCUUGCCAAAUUGAGUGGCGGUGUAGCUGUGAUCAAGGUUGGUGGUGCCAGUGAAGUUGAGGUCGGUGAGAAGAAGGACCGCGUGGUCGAUGCUUUAAACGCCACCCGUGCCGCUGUUGCUGAGGGUAUUGUGCCUGGUGGUGGUGCCGCUUUGCUUUGGGCAUCUCGCACACUUAACACGCUUUUUGAUUCGUGCGCAAACUUGGAUCAAAAGGUUGGAGUGGAGAUUGUCGAGCGUGCCUGCCGUGCUCCGGCAACGCAAAUUGCAAAGAAUGCUGGACAUGAAGGAGCAGUCGUCGUGGGCAAAUUGCUGGAGAAUAACUCUCCAGAACAUGGUUUCAACGCUCAGACUGGUGAAUAUGUUAACCUAGUGGACGCUGGUAUUAUUGACCCGACGAAGGUUGUGCGUACGGGACUUGUGGAUGCUUCGAGUGUGGCGUCGCUAAUGAUGACAGCUGAGGCUCUUAUUGCGGACUACCCAGAGGAAGCUGCUUAUACCCUUCCAUUAUCGUCAGGCCAUUGA
Molecule: messenger RNA, 1695 nt
Organism: Plasmopara halstedii
Lineage: Eukaryota; Oomycota; Peronosporomycetes; Peronosporales; Peronosporaceae
Product: chaperonin
Exons: 2
Coding region: 1-1695 (564 amino acids)
Biological process (GO): protein refolding
Molecular function (GO): ATP-dependent protein folding chaperone; ATP binding
Source: RefSeq, a predicted model, not a curated record